Acanthosepion pharaonis is the source of this 834-nucleotide messenger RNA. The record is from the annotation of a GenBank genome assembly. NCBI's taxonomy places the organism in Eukaryota, Metazoa, Mollusca, Cephalopoda, Sepiida, Sepiidae.
AUGUGGUGGCUGAAAUUCAUUCUCUUGAGUUUCGGCGUUUGUUUGAUUUUAUUUACGCCGAUAUCUGCAGGAAGCGACCGAAAAACCGACCCGGCGUUCAGUCCAUCAUCGCCGGGUAACCGUAUACACUCGAAGUCAGAAUCCUGGCAGGGUCACCACGCCUCUGGCCAUCAUUCAAGACAAAAACAACUCAAACAUCAACAUCAACAUGACAAGUUGUCGAUGACCGUAGAAUACGAGGAUGAUGAUGAUGAUGAAACGGAUAGGCUAAAUAGCCAGCCUAAGAGCAUCAUGUUAGGCGCCGCUAAAAAGGCCGACGCCAGUAUUAAGAGGCAGGGUUCCCAGUCCGAUGAAGAUGAUUUGUUGGAAAGUAAGGGACAAGACAGAUCAUCAGCCGGUGCCACAUCAUCGAGUCGUGCCUCCAAAGUUUCCCAGAUGAAGGAUAGUACCAGUGAGGAGGCAGGGUACAACGGCACGACUCCUAAGUUGGACUCAGUUAAGAGCAAAAUGCGUGAGGACGAGAGAAAACUCCGCCUCGCUUUGAUCAAAGAGACUAUUUUGAAACAUUUGGGAUUAAGUGCAGCCCCAGACAUCCAAAACCCGUCGAUACCCCAAAUCCCUACAGUACAGAGGGCGAUAAAUGAACACCUGAUGCAGAGGGACUCCCCUUAUAACUCGGGGCGGGAUAAGGAUUCAGAUACAGACGAGGAUGGAGAUACUUUACGACCUUUGCAAAGGAUAAUGGUGUCGUACUCAAGAUCUAUCUAUCUAUCUAUCUAUCUAUCUAUCUAUCUAUCUAUCUAUCUAUCUAUCUAUCUAUCUAUAGAUAGAUAG